Messenger RNA from Eimeria mitis, 1110 nucleotides. RefSeq lists its product as uncharacterized. The transcript is spliced from 6 exons. Gene Ontology annotation, cellular component: nucleus. Bases 1 to 1110 code for a protein of 369 amino acids. Gene Ontology annotation, biological process: mitotic DNA replication termination; site-specific DNA replication termination at RTS1 barrier. The record is from RefSeq and is a predicted model, not a curated record. Lineage: Eukaryota; Apicomplexa; Conoidasida; Eucoccidiorida; Eimeriidae.
AUGGGGGGCGAUGGCGGCUCCUUCUCUGGCCGCGCCGAAAUGGUGCGGACAAAAGGAUUUAAAUUUCUUCGAAAUUUAGGAGGAAUGGGGUAUACACCAAACACCCAAAUUCGAGCCGGUGAUGAACGCUUCGGCAAGAACGAAAGCCGCGAUCUGCGCACCUCAGCAUGCGCCUUCUCCCAGGAGAAGCUGCAGCCGCCGUUACUGGCCUGUCGUAUAGGGCGUCUGUACAACAAAGAGGCGGUGAUAAAGGCGCUGCUAGAGAAGGCGCUGCCCCCCCACAUGAAGCACAUCAAGGCGCUCAAGGAUAUGAAGGAGCUUAAGGUUGAGCUCAACGCCUCCACGGGUUUCCCCAUCUGCCCCAUCACCCAGGCGGACCUAUGCAGCGGCGUUCGCGCCUGCAUUGUGUGGCCGUGCGGCUUCAUCUUAUCCAACAGAGCUCUAGAGGCUAUGACGCAGAAGGUGCUUCUAGGAUCCUGGGUGGUGAACGUGCGCUGCAGCAGCAGCAGCAGCAGCAGCAGCAGCAGCAGCAGCAGCAAAGUAGAUUCAGGGCGGCCAAGGAUUCGGGGCUCCUUUGUCUGCCCCAUGUGCGCCAAGGAGCACGACGCAGCCGAAGACCUCAUCCCGCUGUCUCCUGAUGAGGAGGAGACGUCGUUGCUGCUGGAGAAGGCUCUGCUGCAGCAGCAGGCGAAGCAAGCGGCCAAGAAGAAAGCCAAAGCAGCAGCAGCAGGUGCUUCUUCUGCUGCCCCAGACAACAGCAGCAGCAGCAGCAGCAGCAGCAGCCCUACUGGUGCUGCUGCGUCUCCGCCUGAGGAGAAAGCAACGAAGGAAGAGGCCGCGAAGACAAAGGCUGCUGAGCCUGGAGAAAAAACAGAGACAGCAGAAACGCCCGCAGUAAUUAAAAUAAAUACUCAAACCAUCUCGCCACCCCCGACCUCAAAAAGGCUCAGGGAUUGGGUCCUAGACGCAGAGGCAGCCAUCGUGCCCCCCGCCCCCAGCAGCAGUGCAAAGCAGAGGAAAGUAGCAGCAUCACCCAGGCGGACCUAUGCAGCGGCGUUCGCGCCUGCAUUGUGUGGCCGUGCGGCUUCAUCUUAUCUAACAGAGCUUUAG